This is a messenger RNA of Gadus morhua (Atlantic cod), 1682 nucleotides long. RefSeq names its product toll-like receptor 9. The record is from RefSeq and is a predicted model, not a curated record. Gene Ontology annotation, biological process: defense response to virus; canonical NF-kappaB signal transduction; positive regulation of interleukin-6 production. The coding region runs from base 365 to 1342 and encodes 325 amino acids. NCBI's taxonomy places the organism in Eukaryota, Metazoa, Chordata, Actinopteri, Gadiformes, Gadidae. The transcript has a single exon. Gene Ontology annotation, cellular component: plasma membrane. Gene Ontology annotation, molecular function: pattern recognition receptor activity; protein binding.
CGGGUCAGCGAUGUUGUGCCGAAAUAAUUUGACAAAUGAUCUUUCUCAAAAUAUGUCAUUUUCCUUCACGAAGAUUUCUUUGAUGGAAUGGAAAAUUUUGUGUGUUUUAAAAUGAUGCAAGCCAGGCUUUAAGGGGUAGCCUUUUCAGACACUUGAAAAGCUUAGUUUAACUAGAUAUGUCAUACAAUAGAAUUUACCUAUAUUAUAGAGAGGUAUUCACUGAGUUGAACAAGACUCUGAAAGUGCUGGACCUAAGUCGCAAUGAGUAUCACCUUCGUAUGAAGGGAAUGGGUCAUCGUCUUGAGUUCGGCAGUCUAACAAAUCUGGUUUUUAAGUUUUAAAUCUUGCAAAUAAUGGCAUUUGAAUGAGAAUUACUCCACAACUGAGCAGCAACUCUGUGAAGUAUAUAUACUUUUCUGGGAAUAGCCUAGCUAUAAUGUGGAAUACAGAGGGCCAGACCUAUAUUCAUUUCUUCCAGAAAGUAUUUAAUCUACUGGGACACUGCCUGUGUUCAUUCGAACAAUGGAUCCUAUGUAGUCUACCAGAGAGAAGUCAGGCUAUUAGUAUUAGCAAUAAUUACCUUGUUUAUUUUCCAUGGCAGGACCUCCAAUGUCUAACGCAUCUAAAUCUCAGUGGAAAUCACCUUUCAAUUCUGCCUCCCAGUAUUACAGAGUUUUCACCACAUCUUUCCCUGUUGGACCUCAGUGUCAACCAGAUUACAGAUCUUCCAGAUAAUUUCUUAAAUCGAGCCAAAGCUCGACUCUAUCUCAAAACCAACCGUCUCGUUGUUCUGAACCUUCAGUCACUCCCAUCUCUGCGGAAAAAUGGAAAUUCUUUUCAAGUGCUUAUCCUGCAUGGAAACCCUUUCAUCCUUGACUGUAACUCCGAAUUGGAAGUAUUUCUGCGGACCAGCAACACACAUAUUCCUUACCUGGCCACUGCUGUCCAAUGGGGAUUCCCAGAGCCCCUGCAGGGUCAAAGUGUGCUGACUGUUGAUCACCGUUCCUAUCAGGAGAUCUAUGGUGGCUUUUCCUUCCUCUUAAGUACAUUCUCCACAAGUGCAUUUAUUGCUCUGCCACUGUUACGACAUCUGUACUGCUUGGAUGUGUGGUACUGCCUACAGAUCCUAUGGGCAGGAUGCAAGGGCUACCUGCAUCCUUCUGCCAGUUGCUCGACAAAACACUAUGAUGCUUUCAUGGUGUUCUACACAAACAACCAGGCCGUGAGAGACUUGGUUUACAAUAAGGUGGUUAUCCGUUUGGAGAGCUCAGGCUGUGUAGAAGAUCCUCUCUCUGUUUUGAGGAGAGGGACGGGAUUCCUGGGUGUGGGGGCAAGGGCGUAGGUUUGGUCUGAGCGUUGGUGGGGACACUCCCCAGACACCCCCCCCCCCCCCACACACACACACACUAAAUGAAAUAAUGUAUGACGCACGCCUGACUUUAACUUUGUUUGAUGCAUUAUCUGCUGAUGCAUAUGCAGUAAAACAUUUAGUAUAGCACAAUUCCAAUUGUACACAUCUGCUUGGUAAGCAAAGACAAAGAUUCCGUCCACCUUUUAAAUUAUAAAACAGAUCUGUCUCAAAUAUAUAUUUUGGCAUAUUUGGCAGUUUUUUGUGAUUCGUUGUGAUUGCGUGCAGAGUGUGUCUGUUGGGUUAUCUGGAUUAUAUAGGAUGUAGCAAGCAA